Messenger RNA from Linum trigynum, 1461 nucleotides. The record is from the annotation of a GenBank genome assembly. Lineage: Eukaryota; Viridiplantae; Streptophyta; Magnoliopsida; Malpighiales; Linaceae.
AUGAUCGCUCUGGAUGCUAAGGGUGAUGCAAUUUGGAUUCAAGUACCGAAAACAAAAAUGAACAAAUUUGUGGGUAAGAUCGAGGAGCAGAAGACAUACUUAAUUCGGAAUUUUGAUGUGGUCAAAGAGGAAAAGGGAUUUCGUCCUGUUCCAUGCGAUAUGUUCAUCGAAUUCAGUUCCGGAACAACCAUGGUCCUAGCUGCAGAUGUUGUACCUCCAUUUAGGGAGCACUGCUUUAGGUUUCUCAAACAUGAAGACAUGUAUCCCAAUCGCGGUCAGCGUAUUCUCUUGCUAGAUGUUGUUGGACAGCUCACGGAACAUUAUCGCACAAGGGAAUCAACAUCAACCAACCGGAAUUCAAAUCACAAAGAAAUUACAAUCAUGCUGCUUGAGGGAAUUCCGGUGAAAGUGGUUUUGUGGGGACGGCUUCCAAGUACAUUAGAGAAAAUAAUCGACGCUUCUAAUAAUCGGAAUGUUGUCCUGGUCAUAACCUCUGUUUUUGUCUCUGAGUGGAAUGAGGAACUGAAGUUGUCAUCAUCUGGUGCUACUAUUAUUUAUGACCGAUUGAACUUGAAAGAAAGGUUGACAUUUGAGUUUAUAUUAUCUUUUGUAUUUCUGAUGAUCAUAACUGUUGAUAAUACUCCCAAACUGAUUGAGCAAGAGAAACGUCAAGUGGUUGGCCCACUUUUGAUUGAAGAAUUAAAGGCUCUAACCUCCGACUAUGCUAAUAAGAAUAAGAUAGUUGCUGUGAAUUGCAAAGCAAACGAUGUCCUCACUGAAUGGCAUUAUGAUGGCCGAGAGAAAUGCCUCUGCAAAGUAGAAUCUGAAUCAAAUAAGUUUCACUGCAAGAAGUGUCGCUUGACAAUGAAUCAUUCUUUUAAAAGAUUCAAAAUAGAACUUGCUGUCUCUUAUGUAUCAGGCGAGGCUAUAUUUGUCAUCUUGGAUAAGGAAGGGAAGAGAUUUUUUGGUAUCUCAGCUCAAACCCUAUUUGCUGAUGCGGAAAACGACAGCACCGUUGUGCCAUCUACUAUUGCCAAAAUUCAAAAGCUUGAGUUGCAAUUCCUGGUUAUUCUAAAGGAAUACAAUUUCAAAACUUCAGCACAUGAAUUCAGUGUUCUUCAGAUUAAUGAUAUUCGUUCCAACAUGACAACCAUUCACUCUGCUAUUGCACUCCAGCCAUCUCUCUCCGCACUUGAUAAAGCCAAUUCGUCAUCCCAAUCCAUUGCCAGCAGCAUGAGCAGUGACCAUGAAGUAACUGAUUUGCUUACGGCCGAGCCCUCUGAAAAUCCUACUCCCAACAGUGAGGUCCAAAUCGAUACAGUGAGAGUCGAAACCAUUUGUGAGAAGGCUAGAGUUGUGUUAAAUGCAGGAGAUGAAAAUCAAGAUCCGAAUACUGCCAGAGAAGCUGCAACAUCUACAAAGAAGAACUAUAAGAGGAAGAGCCAGGAUCAAUUACUCUGA